This is a messenger RNA of Vigna umbellata (rice bean), 894 nucleotides long. NCBI's taxonomy places the organism in Eukaryota, Viridiplantae, Streptophyta, Magnoliopsida, Fabales, Fabaceae. The record is from RefSeq and is a predicted model, not a curated record.
AUGGGAAAAUGGGAUUCCGGAAGGGAGCGUGUGCUUCUUUCUCGGGCUCUCUCUCUUCCCCUCCCUCCGCGCUCUCCCUCUUCCCCUCCGCGCUCUCCCUUUUCCCCUCCGCGCUCUCCCUCUUCCUCUCCGCGCUCUCCCUCUUCCCCUCCGCGCUCUCCCUCUUCCCCUCCGCCCUCUCCCUCUUCCCCUCCGCGCUCUCCCUCUUCCCCUCCGCGCUCUAGCCUCCGCCGCUGCUGCUAUCGCUACUGCCGCCGCUGCCUCCUCCAGAUCUACCGCUCCAGAUCGCCAAGCCUAAAUCACCAAGCCGCUCCAGAUCCGCUUCAGAUCCGCUCCAGAUCUGCUCCACAACGUCACCGCCGGUGCCUUCCCGCUGCGUCCACAACGUCACUGCCACUGCCGCCAUCGUCGCGUGGUCUUCCUGCUGCCGCUGCCUCCCCGCUGGGUUCUUGCUGCACCGCCGUGGCGCGUUGUCUCUGUUGCCGCAGUUGCUCCCACGCUCCCACGGUCCUGGUCAUCGCGGCAGUGGUCAUCGCAGCAGUGGUCCUGUGGCUUGUUAUGGACUCUUGGACUUCAAAGGAGGGGGAACAUAGAUUCAUCAUCCAGCUUUGACUCUGUUCUGAAUUGGGUUUUUUGGUCUCUUUUGCAGAUGAAACAUGUUACAAAAAAAUGAUGAGGGUUCUGUUUAAUCUUGUGUGAAUUGUUUCAAAAUGGUGGAAGAGUGUAGCAGGAUAAAAAAAAAAAAAGCUUACGACAUCGGUUAUAAUGAAACGAGACGUAAUCGUAUCCUUUACGCCGCGGUUCAUAAUCGAGGCAUAAAAUGUACACUUUUAACCUCGUCUGAAUAUGCACCGGUUGUAGAACCGGUGCCUAUAAACAAAAGCAACCGGUGCC